AUGCCUGAGAGGCUAAGCUGCAUGGAGGCGGCCUUGGAGACUCAGAAGCCAAAGUGUCAGAGUACAAGAUCCUCCAAGGGAGCCAUCCCCUACUUUGGAAUAAGACCGCAUAAGGCUGAAUCCCAGAAGGUCUUACGAGUCCCUGGCUCAGGGAAGCUUGCCCAACCACCCCCAAGUCAGGUUAGGCUCCUUGCUCCUGGGUUUUAUAGCUCCCAGUACUUCAAAGAAACUAUCUCCCUGUCAUCGUUGAAAACAAGGUCCCCUCGCGCUGCGUCCGCCGCAGACCCUCCCCGCACGCCCCCUGCAUCCCAGCGCCCCCCACCCGGCGCCCGCCAACCUGCCAAUCACUCCCGCAGAGCCCCACGAUCGAGGUUCCAGGGGGCACUCGGACGGCCCCGCACAGGUUCCCCGAGCCUGACCCCCAAGAGCAGAGGCGGGGAGCCGCAGCUCCGUCCACCUCCCCGGGGCCGGGAAUGGCGGCGUCCGGCUCCCCGGGGCCAACCCGAGUCCCUGCCCGGAGGAAACCCCGGAGACCGGCACCGCCGCCGCCGGCCGGCCGCCUGCGGUGGGAGACGAAGAAAUGAAGUUACCUCCGGACGGUCCCGUCGGCGGAGGCUGUGGCGGGGCGCAGCGCGGGGAGUCGGGGCAGCCGAGCAGGUCCCGGCGCGGCGGCGGCGGCUACCGCAGUGCCCUCCGCCCCAUUGUUUCCCUUCCAAGAGGCUCCCGGCGAAGCCGAGCCCGGGAACCAGGAAGUUCCCCGGCGCGACACCUCCUGCCGCCGCUAUGGAAACGGCCCCCGCCUCCCAGGGCGGCUCGCCCGGGACCCCGCCUCCGCGCCGCCGGCCCCGCCCGCCUCACGGGCCGCCGCCAACCGUCGCCGCUGCGGCCGCGGCCGCCGCCAUCUUGGCGCGGCCGGGCGGCCCUUUCCCGGCGGCACGUGCGCGCCGCUCCCGCGUUCCCGCCGGCCGCGGGGGCGCGCUUCCAGGGCUGCGGGGUGCGGACGCAGCUCCCGGGGAUCCCGGGCGGGAAGCGGCGCCUCUGACCCCGGGCCGGCAAGGGAGCGAGGACCCGCGCCGCACUGCAGACCCCGGACCUGGAGCGAGGCUUCGAGGCACGGCGCGGAAACGACCCACUUAA
Molecule: messenger RNA, 1137 nt
Organism: Lynx canadensis (Canada lynx)
Lineage: Eukaryota; Metazoa; Chordata; Mammalia; Carnivora; Felidae
Product: basic proline-rich protein-like
Exons: 3
Coding region: 1-1137 (378 amino acids)
Source: RefSeq, a predicted model, not a curated record